AUGAGUAACAAUAAAGAUAUUGUACGUAGUUAUUUCCAAGACAGGUCAACAUAUCAACAUAAUAAUACAUCAAUGAAAAUAAAAACAUUAGCAGAAAUCGAUAUGACAUAUGAAAAUGAUGAUUCAAAUCGAAAUGGGUCAAUCAUUGUACCUUUAUUUACUUCAAAUGAUCGAGAAAAACAACUUUAUCGGUCAAUAUCAAAUGAUACACAUUGUUUUAAUGUGGUUAAUUAUCAAAUACCACAUUCACAAACAGCACAUAUUCCUAAUCUAGCAUUAGAAAACAGCAAUAAGCAACAAGAUAAACAGCCAAUGUUUCCAAAAUUAACACCAAGAUCUAAUACUGCAGUGAAAUCAUUUCCAUUUUUAACACCAAGAAGUCUAUCUUCAAAUGUCGAUAACAACAGUCCAAUGCCAACAAUAAGAACAUCAUUAAAACCCAUGUCAUCUUCAUUAACAAAAUCUUUACAAACUAAAAUACCAAAUGUUUCAACUGAAGAUAAAAAGAAAAUUCAACCUAUUAAGCCUGUACCUUAUCGAGAAUGA
Messenger RNA from Rotaria sp. Silwood2, 546 nucleotides. The record is from the annotation of a GenBank genome assembly. NCBI's taxonomy places the organism in Eukaryota, Metazoa, Rotifera, Eurotatoria, Philodinida, Philodinidae.